UUAAAAGUUCGGCGGUUAGCUGCUAUAUUGGAUUCUGAUGCUUACUUGAAGUUAGAGGAAAACGUUCGUAAAAUAAACAUAAUAAUCAUUUUAAGAGUCAUAAAAUAUAUUUUAAAUUUGCGGAGUCAACAGAAUAUCGAUUUUAGAAAUGAAUCAAGCAGUUAUUGACUGUAUUACCCCUGGACUCGCUAUUAAAAUUAGCCGGAGUGACGGAAGGGUGCAUAGCGCUACCAUUAAAGACAUUAACCACAAGAAGGGCACCGUCACUGUCGAGUGGGAAGAAAAUUCUGCAACCAAAGGCAAAGAGGUUGAUUUUGGUGAAUUGUGGACUUUAAACCAGGGCUUGUUUGAAUACCUGAAACCCACCACCCAACCCAGGACUCUUCCUUUACAAGAAAAUGUCGCAAUACCAGAUUUUUGCCCUCUGGGACCAGCAUUGGAGACCCCUGGGAAACUGGAACGCAGGACUCGCCUGUCAAAGAUUCCGGCUCCUCCAGAAACCAUUGUUGAUGCUCGUCAAGCUGAACUACCAGAUAAGGGGACACGAAGUUCGAAUGUGCGACGAAGCGUUGUGAUUAAAUCUACACCUCAGUCUCUGCUUGCUGAUGCAGAGGAAGAAUUUUCAAGUUCAGAAGUGGCAAAAACAUCUCUCUUUAAUUGUUCUGGACCCAGCACAAGGAGAAAAACUCUUAUGUCAAAAGCAUCAUUACUGCCACAAGUCAAUGAAGUUGGUGUGGAAGCAGAGUUACCACAUUUUCCAAAGAAUUAUGGGUCUACCAAUCCAGCCAAGCGGAAGUCAGCUGUUGUCCUUGAAGUAGAAAAAAUGAAGAAUAAAAGAGAAGCAAACCAAGCCAAAAAUGUGCAAACCCGUGCAAGGCAAGGAAAGGAUAGUGAAAUGAGCAAGGCCAAGUGGGAGUUCUUGAAAAUGAUCCGGGAGUAUCGAGAAACUUUACAAUGCAAACCUAUCUCGUUGUCAGACCCGAUUGAAGAUCACAGAAUUUGUGUUUGUGUCCGGAAACGCCCACUGAACAAACAAGAGCUGGCAAAAAAGGAAAUAGAUGUGGUUUCUGUCCCUGGGAAAGGAAUGCUGCUUCUGCACGAACCAAAACAAAAAGUGGAUCUCACAAAGUACUUGGAGAACCAGAUCUUCAGAUUUGAUUAUUCUUUUGAUGAAUCAGCAACAAAUGACAUUGUGUACAGGUUUACAGCCAAACCACUUGUUCAAACUGUUUUUGAAGGUGGAAUGGCAACCUGCUUUGCAUAUGGCCAGACAGGAAGUGGGAAAACACAUACGAUGGGUGGUGAUUUCUCGGGGAAAAGUCAAAACUGCUCAAAAGGAAUUUAUGCACUAGCAGCUCAAGAUGUUUUUUCACUUCUCAGCCAGCGAAAAUAUUCUAUCCUCGGCCUGGAACCAUAUGUUACCUUUUUUGAGAUAUACAAUGGCAAGGUGUUUGAUUUACUAAAUAAGAAAGCAAAACUGCGCGUCUUGGAAGACAGCAAGCAGCAAGUCCACGUAGUUGGACUUCAAGAAAUGUAUGUCACAUCAGCCGAAGAUGUCAUCAAAAUGAUCGAUAUUGGCAGUGCGUGCAGGACAUCAGGACAGACUUUUGCCAAUUCGAACUCGUCUCGUUCUCAUGCAGUCUUGCAGAUUAUCUUGCGUAAGGGGGAGAAGCUACAUGGCAAGUUCUCAUUGGUUGAUUUGGCAGGGAAUGAGCGUGGUUCCGAUGUUAGCAGCGCUGAACGACAAACUUUAGUGGAAACUGCGGAGAUUAACAGAAGCCUCUUGGCUUUGAAGGAAUGUAUUCGAGCUCUUGGACAGAACCAGGCUCAUACACCGUUCAGAAUGAGUAAGCUGACGCAGGUUCUAAGAGAUUCCUUCAUAGGGGAGAACUCCAGGACUUGUAUGAUUGCCAUGAUUUCACCUGGGAUGGCCUCUUGUGAUUACACUCUGAACACUCUCCGAUAUGCAGACAGAGUAAAGGAGCUGAAUGGAACACCUAAUGGAAAUCAGUCCGGCACCGACAGGGAUGAAAUGGAAGUUGAUGAGUCCAGCAGCUUAGAUGAAGAUACAGCUUUACCACAUCUAAUGUCUGACAUUUAUGAAGCUAUGUCUCGCGUCUCAGAAAUGGAAGAGAAGGUUAUGGAGGAACUCCAAGAAAUAGUAAAUCACGGGGUUUGUGCCAUGAAGGCAGCAGAUGAACCAUCUUGUGACUUACUGAGUGUUGUGGCGCAAAUUAAGGCAUUUUUGAAAGGUUGCAGUUCACUACAAGAUAAUGUGAAAGUUCUAGAAUCUGCCAUAGAAAAUGAACAAGAGGCUAGGGCAAAACUUAAUGGAUGCCGCUGAAACUUGAAUACACUACUGCAAAUUUGUUUGACUUUCUGUGUGCUCUGUUUCAAUACCUUGUACAUAAUUUGAAUUGGUAAUUGAGUGGAGAGCCCUUAUUCUUUCUUGUGUCCUUUAAUUUUUUGUGUAAUUUUUAUAAAAACAUCAAAUUGUUUUUCAUUCAUCACUUGUAUGUUCUAAAUGUACAUACCUCUUGACUGCUGGAUGGAUGACGACUUCUAAAUUGUUUGCUUUAAUAUUAGAAAAGUUUAUGCUUUUCAGAAUUCUAAAAUUUAAUUGUGACAACCUAUGCUAAACAUUUCUUGAGUGUGAGAAUGUGCAAGAGCACACCAAGCCACGUUCUUGCUUUUUAUAGUGCACAUGCAAUUUGUAGAUGUUCUGUAAGCUCAAGGUUACAUUUAACAUUGUACAUUUUGUAAUAAAUUUUUGCAAAAUAUU
This is a messenger RNA of Lepisosteus oculatus (spotted gar), 2782 nucleotides long. RefSeq names its product kinesin family member 2C (gene kif2c). Gene Ontology annotation, biological process: microtubule-based movement. Gene Ontology annotation, molecular function: microtubule binding; microtubule motor activity; ATP binding. The record is from RefSeq and is a predicted model, not a curated record. Lineage: Eukaryota; Metazoa; Chordata; Actinopteri; Semionotiformes; Lepisosteidae.